AUGAGCUGCAAAGAAGGAGCGUUCCGGAAGAGGAAGCAUGACAACUUCCCGCACAGCCAGAGGCGAGAGGCGAAGGACGUUAACUCGUCCUCCCUGGUGAUGUUGGCUUUCAAAUCAUUUCAGCUGGAACUGGAUGCAAGGCAUGACAAAUAUGAGAGACUUGUGAAACUAAGCUGGGACAUAACUGUUGAAAGUAAAAGGACAAUUUUUCUCCUCCAUAGGAUUACCAGUGCUCCUGAUAUGGAAGAAAUAUUGGCUGAAUCAGAAAUUAAGUUGGAUGGUGUCAGACAAAAAAUACUGCAGGUAGCCCAAGAGCUAUCAGGAGAAGACAUGCAUCAAUUCCAUCGAGCCAUUACCACAGGGCUGCAGGAAUAUGUGGAAGCUGUCUCUUUUCAACACUUCAUCAAAACACGUUCAUUAAUCAGUAUGGAAGAAAUUAAUAAGCAGUUGAUAUUUACAACUGAAGACAGUGGGAAAGAAAACAAAACUCCCACCUCAGAUGCCCAGAUGAAGCAGCCAGUCACUUGGAGCCUGAAAGUUACGCCUGUGGACUACCUGCUGGGAGUGGCCGACCUGACGGGAGAGCUGAUGCGCAUGUGCAUUAACAGCGUGGGGACCGGGGACAUCGACACGCCCUUUGAAGUGAGCCAGUUUUUGCGCCAGGUUACUGGUCCUUAUGAGGUUUCUAAGAAGCUGUACACCUUGAAACAGAGUCUGGCCAAAGUGGAGAAUGCUUGUUAUGCCCUGAAAGUCCGGGGCUCAGAGAUACCAAAGCACAUGCUGGCAGAUGUGUUUUCAGUUAAAACAGAAAUGAUAGAUCAGGAAGAGGGUGUGUCUUAGGGUAAUACCUGCCAGCUAUUCUCCUGUGACAGCUUCGAAGACUGUUACUUGGUGUUUCCUUUGACUUUGGUGUGGCUUUUACAUACAGAUGUUUUCAGUUGUACUGUUUUAAGCUGUAUACAAA
Perognathus longimembris pacificus (Pacific pocket mouse) is the source of this 964-nucleotide messenger RNA. Its product is annotated as translin-associated protein X-like. Gene Ontology annotation, cellular component: cytoplasm; nucleus. Lineage: Eukaryota; Metazoa; Chordata; Mammalia; Rodentia; Heteromyidae. Bases 1 to 840 code for a protein of 279 amino acids. The transcript has a single exon. Gene Ontology annotation, molecular function: RNA binding; RNA endonuclease activity; sequence-specific DNA binding. The record is from RefSeq and is a predicted model, not a curated record.